Physcomitrium patens is the source of this 2843-nucleotide messenger RNA. RefSeq lists its product as uncharacterized. Lineage: Eukaryota; Viridiplantae; Streptophyta; Bryopsida; Funariales; Funariaceae. Gene Ontology annotation, molecular function: protein binding. The record is from RefSeq and is a predicted model, not a curated record.
CGAGCAUCUGCAGACUGUUUCUCUACAAUAUCUCUCCUGCUUUUCCUCUUGAAUGCACAUACAAGAAAACUGUCAAGAGCUCCUUCACACAACAUCGACGCGGGAGCACCCUAACUGACUCGGAGCAAACACGAUGCAGACCAGGUCGGCGUUUUAACCACGAACUCACGAGUAAACCCCAGCUCCGAACAAAGACAUUCAUCCUCGGAUCCUUCCUUUCCACAUUCAUCGAAGCACACAGCACCCAAAACCCAAGGACCCCACCAACUGAGCGAACACAAAAGGCCGAGGCGGGAGGAGAGAAACUUAAGGUAUCAUUGCACCAUCAGCAUCAUCAGCUUCAGGAAGGUGAAGCCAUGGAGUUAGAUGAGCCGAUGGGAAAGCUUACGGAUCGGAUGCAGAUCAAGCGAGAGCAUGGCGUAACUCUGUUGCAAUCCGUACUAAGUAAUGCAGAUCCUUUGCGAAGGCAAGAGUUAUGGGCGAUAGCGACUCAACGAGUGAAACUACUAAUGAGCGCUCAGCAAUGGGAGAGCCGCCAUGGUGGCUUCUGUGCUGCGAAGAUUCUUGUGUUGGGUGGUCAGCAAAUGGCGUUUGACGAUGAACUCUUGCCGUUAGCUACCCUUCAUCUCGAGGAUACUGAACCUGGAGUUCGAUUGGCGGUUGGUGAGUGCUUGUAUGCCCUGGGGAAAGUGCAGGGAAUCUCCGUUUAUGACAGUAUCAAAGACCGUCUACUACUGAGUAUUCAAAAUGGAUUCGAUGGUGAUUUAAUUAGUGGGGAUGAAAGCGACCAGGAUGCUUUUGAAGAAAGCCCUGUGAAAAAGAUGCCAUCUGUGAAACAAGUCCAUUCUGGUCAGAAUGGUGCAAUGGGUAGCAGAUGUUUGGAAACCUCUGUAAAAGCCCUCCAAAGACUAAUGGAGGGAUGCGGCGAGAGCUUUCAGGACCAUGUGACUUCCCAACUUUGGCAACUGCUGUUGAAAGCUUUGUCUCACCACAAUCGAUUUGUUCGGGAAACAGGCUUCCUAUGUGUCAGCACGCUGUGUCAAUUCUCUCCAAUGGACGUUUUGAAAGACAAUGGUGGAUUAAUAGCCUCGUAUUUGGCGCUUGGAUUAAGUGAUAACUGGAGCCAAGUUCGAUACGCGGCAUCUAUUGCGACAAGGACGUUUAUGCGAAGGACAUCGGAGUUCAAGUCUGAUUUCUUUUCCAAAUUAUUGCCAGCCAUGUGCUUGAACAGAUAUCACGGAGCUGAGGGUUUGAGGCUCUAUUCUCAAGAAACUUGGCAGUUGGUGAUGGGUUCAACAGGACGGGAGGAAGUAGCCAAGUAUGUUGAUGUUGUCUUGGACUACUAUAUUGUACAAUCAACUGCGCAAAAUCACCUAGUGAAAGAGGCAGCAUGCCACUGCAUGGCAGAAUUAUUGUGGAAAAUCGAUCCUGAGAGGAUUGGAUCGUUAGUACCACGUGUGCUCACUACAUUGAUGAGCUGUUUCAAGGAUCCUAGUUGGGCAGUGCGGGACGCUGCGUGUUCAGCAAUGAGAAAGGCUAUUGAAGGCUACCCUGAAGAAAUGAAGAAAUUAAUGCCACAACUCUUCGACAUGUGGUUCGCUCAUUUGGCAGACAAUGUAAGAAGUGUCCGUGAGAAUUCAGCAUUUACUCUAGGAAGUGCAAUGCGCUGUUUUCAAGGAGAGGCAAUAGAGAUGGCAGUUGCAGUACUACAAGAGGUUUUGCCUCAGGCAAAGAAUCAAGUAGAUAAACCGUGCUGCUGCCAUGGUUCUCUUCACGCUACUCAAUGUGCCUCACCUGGAGCAGGACCACACCAUGGGCGUCCGCCUUCAGCAGAAGAAAACAUGGAUGGCGCAUUAUCUUCGAAUCUUCUGCCGAAGCUGGCAGAGCGUUGUGAUGAUUACGGAUUUUCUAGAAAGAGCGAACCUUGGGAAAAAUCGGAAGGUGGCAUUUAUUUACUACGAGAGCUUUCUGUUGUAGCUCCGGAUCGUGCGGCCAAGUUCUUACCAGCCCUAGUACAGCUGGCUCAGAGUUCUGGAUAUGUGGAAUAUCACAGCCUGAUGGAAACCCUUUACAGACUCUUGCCCUUCAUUGCUGAGAAACUGGGGAAGAAGACUUUCAAGCCGUACUUGGAAUUGUUUAUUGACCCCCUUUUUUCCGCUUUGACCUGCGGCCAGAGACUCUCAGAGAACGCAUCCGGCUAUUGCGUAUCCAAGCUGAUUUCAUUCAUUGGGCCGAACAUUUUUAAAGCCCGAUUGGACAGCAACCAGCUAGCAAUUUUGCAAUCGAGUCCCUUGAUCAACGCUCAUUCCAUGACUGGAGGUAAAGCCAUUGGGAACCAAGUCAGUUCAUCAGUGAUGUAGUCCGGACAUACGCUUGUUUCAAUCAGCAGUUUUUAAUGCUGUUAGGUGCAUUCGGUGUUGGCUAAUCUGAGAUCACGCUAAAAUUUUGCUUGGAUAUUUUCCUAGAAGUUCUGUAUAGACGUGUUUUUUCCAGAACUUUUGCUCGUAAUUCUGUUCCUUUUGACCUAUUAGCACAGUAGAUGGAGUGAUAACAUGACAACACGACAGACCAGUUUAUCCGCAUCCUUUGUGAUGGUCGAUUGGAAUAGAAUAAGAGCCGUGUCACAUAUCGAUCUUAGCCAGGGGUGACGGAUCUCAUUGUCAUCCUGAAUGCUGGUCUUUAGCUUACUGUGCAUGCCGUGAUGCACCACCCCAUUUGCAAGUUUGUGGGUCCCUGUAGAAAGUGCUGCUCAUUCACUUAAAAUUGACAUGCAGACAUUGGAACAUUGUUAACUUCAUGCAUUAUUACAUCCAGCAUGUUCAAUGCAACGCUGUUACACAUGA